CUUUCCGUCGAUCGUCGCGUUUCUUCCUUUCGUGCUCCUUUUAUCCCGAUCUUCCCCAAUGUCUGACGUCGAGGAGGACCUACUGGUAAAGAAGCUGAAGAUCGUGCUGGUCGGUGAUUCUGGAUCCGGCAAAACGAGCAUCGCUCAGAAAUUUUGCAAUAACGAGUUCACGAGACAGUACACGCCAACGUCUGGAAUCGACUUCUUCCUGAAGAACGUCAGCGUUGGUUUUUAUAAAAACGUUAAUCUACACUUAUGGGACGUCGGUGGUCUUGCGUUACACGGGAACAUGCUGGACAAAUACGUCUUCGGUGCUCAUAUAAUCCUUUUAGUCUACGACGUCACUAAUAGCUUCAGUUUCGAAGUUCUGGAAGAAUGGAUAGAUAAAAUCAGAAAAUUGAGCGAUAACUACGAGGAAACACCACUGAUGGCCGUAGUUGGUAACAAAUGCGACAUGGAACAUCAGAGGACGGUGAAAAAGGAUCGAACACACAAAUUCGCCGCAGACAAUGGAUUUCCGUCUCACGAUGUUUCCGCUAGAACCGGUGAAGCGGUCUCUUUGUGUAUAGUGACCUUAGCUGCGCAAAUUUUGGGUGUUCGAUUAACGAAAACAGAUCAGGACUAUCACAAGCCAAUAAUAAUUGCAGAAAUAGGCGACACAGUGGACAUGAGCACCAUUCACAAGGUCGUGAAAAGGAUCCCCACGAAAAAGCAAACUCAAAUACCAUUUCAUCCCCAUUUACCUGGUUCAAAGUCGUCAGUUUGCCUGCUACAGUGAAAAUUACCAUAAGGAAGAGUGGUUUUUGCGAUACAAUAUUUUUGUCGAACGUCAAGGACGGUUCACCUGUACAUAAGACGUCCAUACGAAUAUUUUUCGCUACUUUCUUACCGUACAUAAGAGAUUACUUAUACUUUGAGGGGCCAAUGCAAUAAACCACUGGUGUCUUCGUAGUAGAUUUAAAAA
This is a messenger RNA of Bombus pyrosoma, 964 nucleotides long. Its product is annotated as ras-related protein Rab-28-like. Gene Ontology annotation, cellular component: endosome; Golgi apparatus. Gene Ontology annotation, molecular function: GTP binding; GTPase activity. The coding region runs from base 59 to 778 and encodes 239 amino acids. NCBI's taxonomy places the organism in Eukaryota, Metazoa, Arthropoda, Insecta, Hymenoptera, Apidae. The transcript is spliced from 4 exons. The record is from RefSeq and is a predicted model, not a curated record.